This is a messenger RNA of Paraglomus brasilianum, 771 nucleotides long. The record is from the annotation of a GenBank genome assembly. Lineage: Eukaryota; Fungi; Glomeromycota; Glomeromycetes; Paraglomerales; Paraglomeraceae.
AUGUCACACGAUAGUGUGAAUGAGGAUGACGAUUGGCCAUCACAUUCGACCUUCAAUGAUGCUUGGAACAGUUUCGCGUCGAUUAGCAAACUUCUGCUCUGUUUUAUUCCUUCGAACGUUAAGCCGUCUCUCCGAAUAUAUAACUUGCGUCAAGCCUCAACUUUACCUGUAGUCACCGUUCAUCCUACAAAUAUAAGAAAUCCUCCGCAAUGGACACCGAAACAGACUGCGAUUGUUGCGUCACUGAUAAGGCGAUAUUUCGCGACUUCGUAUAGUUUUAAUACGUACAAUAUUGUGAAGGAAUUGGAAGAGAAGGGAUUUACCAGAGGACAGUCUGUGGCUAUAAUGAAGUGCUUUAGAGCUUUAUUAUUAGAUACGUCUACAACACUAAAGUCGCAGAUGCUUGCAAAAUCUGGAUUGGAUAAUGAACUAUAUCUCUUCCGCGCAGCUCUUAGCGAGCUUAGGACAGAAAUGCAGAUUUUACGUAAAAACGAUACCGCUGCUCUCCUCUCCCAAACGUCCCAAAUCCAACGAGAUCUCAAUGCGAUCUCCCGCCGCAUGACUGACGAUAUUGCAACAUUGAAAAACGAGAUGCAGAUCGAUUUCAAUAAUCGAAGGGACGAUAUAAGGCUUGACCAGAAGAAAAUGCAGUUAAAAUUGGAAGAAAUGAAUAAUCGGUGUAUGAUUGCUUUAGGGGAAAUAAGAACGGCUGUUGAGGCGCUCAAGUGGGAGACUACGAGGAAAGGAAUAAGUGAGUUAAAGGGAGGUUGA